Suricata suricatta (meerkat) is the source of this 2526-nucleotide messenger RNA. It is a transcript of the gene ARB2A, whose product is annotated as family with sequence similarity 172 member A. The record is from RefSeq and is a predicted model, not a curated record. The coding region runs from base 104 to 1225 and encodes 373 amino acids. Lineage: Eukaryota; Metazoa; Chordata; Mammalia; Carnivora; Herpestidae. Gene Ontology annotation, cellular component: nucleus. Gene Ontology annotation, molecular function: siRNA binding. The transcript has 11 exons. Gene Ontology annotation, biological process: regulatory ncRNA-mediated heterochromatin formation.
GCACGAGGGAGUUCCACUGGCGAGCUGGAAGGCCACGCCUCCUCCCGCCUCCCCCCGCAGCCCUGUAGCUGGGGGCAGAGCUCAGACUGUCUUCUGAAGAUUGAUGUCUAUUACCUUGAGCUCUUUAAUUUUGUUGCCAAUUUGGAUAAGCAUGGCACAAAUCCAGCAGGGAGAUCCAGAUGAAAAAGAAAAGACUACAGCACUGAAAGAUUUAUUAUCUAGGAUUGAUUUGGAUGAACUAAUGAAAAAAGAUGAACCACCUCUUGAUUUUCCGGAUACCCUGGAAGGAUUUGAAUAUGCUUUUAAUGAAAAGGGGCAGUUAAGACACAUAAAAACUGGGGAACCAUUUGUUUUUAACUACCGAGAAGACUUGCACAGAUGGAACCAGAAAAGAUAUGAAGCUCUAGGGGAGAUCAUCACGAAGUAUGUCUAUGAGCUCCUGGAAAAGGACUGUAAUUUGAAAAAAAUCUCUAUUCCAGUAGAUGCCACUGAGAGUGAACCAAAGAGUUUUAUCUUUAUGAGUGAGGAUGCUUUGACAAAUCCUCAGAAACUGAUGGUUUUAAUUCAUGGUAGUGGUGUUGUCAGGGCAGGUCAGUGGGCUAGACGGCUUAUUAUAAAUGAAGAUCUGGACAGCGGCACACAGAUACCUUUUAUUAAGAGAGCUAUGGAUGAAGGAUAUGGAGUAAUAGUGCUGAAUCCCAAUGAAAACUAUAUUGAAGUAGAAAAGCCAAAGAUACAUGUACCGUCAUCUUCUGAUAGUUCAGAUGAACCAGCAGAAAAACGGGAAAGAAAAGAUAAAGUCUCUAAAGAAACAAAGAAGCGACGUGAUUUCUAUGAAAAGUAUCGUAACCCCCAAAGAGAAAAAGAAAUGAUGCAGCUCUAUAUCAGAGAAAAUGGUUCUCCUGAAGAACAUGCAGUCUAUGUGUGGGACCAUUUCAUAGCCCAGUCUGCAGCUGAGAAUGUGUUUUUCGUUGCUCACAGCUAUGGAGGACUUGCUUUUGUUGAACUGAUGAUUCAACGAGAAGCAGAUGUAAAAAGUAAGGUAACUGCGGUGGCGUUGACAGACUCUGUUCACAAUGUGUGGCAUCAAGAAGCAGGCAAAACGAUUCGAGAAUGGAUGAGAGAGAACUGUUGUAAUUGGGUCUCCAGCUCAGAACCAUUAGACACAUCAGUGGAGUCCAUGCUGCCCGAUUGUCCUCGAGUCUCAGCAGGUUCCAGGGUGUAAAAUGUGUACCCGUUUUUCAUGCACAAGCCUUUUUUUAAUCAUCCUGACUGAUUUAUUUCUCAUUAUCGAAGUGGGCAAUAUACCAUCUACAUAUCAUUCUCGUGAAAUAACUAUCUGUACUCUGAGUAAGAGCUAGAUGUCAAAGAUCCAUGAGUGUACAUUUAUUCAAAUGAAGGUUGAAAUCGUUAAAGAUUCCCACUCGGGUAUCUUAUGUAAUCUUCUAUCAGGAUUGUAUCUCCAUUUCAGUUUGUAUGACAUUACCUGUUCUGAAUAGGAUAAAGACUCAUUGUUACUGUCAGGCCUGUUUUCAAACUAAAUAUUCAUCUAGUCCUUUGUGGCUGCCAUUUUUAUCACACAUUUAGAACAGCUUCCCUUUACUGAUCUGCCAUUUUCCUGCAAAUCACUGUUUCACUUGUAUGAUUUCUAGUGAGACAAGCUUAGACCUGGCUGCCUUUCUCUCAGUAACAGAGAAAAGAAAUAUCUCUGGUGCCUGUGCUGCAAAGAAAGUUGAUUCAUGUGUAAAUUAUCAUUUGGCCUUUAUUUGCUUGGCCUGUGGAGAGUACACAGGCAGAUAAAAGGUUCGGUGGGUCAGCGCUCAGUAUGUGCAGGUUUCUCCGGUGGCUACAAUGACAGCAUUAGAAUUGUUGUCACAGAUUAUCAGACAUGCUGUGAUGUCUUAUCAUUAUUUACUUGCAGUUUUCAGUGUAAAAUAAACUCUAACAUGGAAGAUACUUCUGUUGUAACAGGACACCAUGUACCUGUCCCAUGUUUGUUCUAUCAUCUCACAUUCUAAAUAAGAAAAACUGGUUUGUGUUUUCUUGAAAUUGGAACUGGUAUUUUUAUGUUGCUGCCAUCCAUGUUUCUGGCUCCCGUCUAUCUCCUUUUACUUCUACCUCGUGUUUUCAUUUCUUCAAACUUGGAUGUUGUCCAAGUUUGUUGUCAACCAUGGGUAGAUAAUAUCUUAGUAACAUAUCCUAUUAAACUAGAUGGAUGUAAAAUGCUGCUGGGUACACAUAGCCGCCUCUAGGCACUAUGCGGAAAUUGGAUACUUACAGAAACUGCAAGAUCUGUUACCUGUGACUCAGUUGGUUUUCUUUAAAAUAAAAUUUCUUACGAUGCUUUCAUUAUUAUCUUUACUAUUAAAGGAGGUAAACAAAGGUAUGGCGCUUUUUUUUUUACCACAUUAUAUCAACCCUCGAAGUGUAUAGCUGAAAUGAAUUUAUAAGGUAAAUCCUUGUGUGUGUGUGUGUGUGUGUGUAAAAACACUAAGAUAUGCAUUAAUAAAUCCCAAAAUGAUACGA